AUGAUUGAGGAGCAGCGAGGCAUUAUCAGAUUUGUGACAGCGGAAGACGUUAAAGCGGCCACCAUUCAUCACCGGAUGGUGACCGUAUACAGGGAAGACUGUGUGUCCGACAAGUCCGUGAGAAAAUGGAGGGCCCGUUUUCGUGCAGGCCGUGCGAGUUUGGUUGAUGACCCGAGACCAGGCCAGGCAAACACAGUCGUCACGGCCGAUCUCAUCGAAAAGUUGGAUGACCUAGUGAGAAGUGAUCGGCGUGUCACAUUGCGAAUGUUGGCAGUGAAGUUCGAUGUCAGCAUUGGAACAGUGUGGACAAUUGUUUACGACAGGUUGCGUUAUCAGAAGGUGUGCGCGCAGUGGGUUCUGAAGCAGCUCACCGACCAGCACAAGGAACUGCGUAUGGGACUAGCACUUCAAUAUCUGUUUCGGUAUCAUGAAGACCCCGCUUUCCCGGAGUGGAUCAUCACAGGUGAAGAGAGCUGGUGCCAUCACUACGAGCCAGCGACAAAGCGGGACAGCAUGCAGAGGAAGCAUGCGUCGUCACCUCCCCCUAAAAAGUGCAAAGCCGUGGCGUCAGCAGGCAAGGUGUUGCUCACCAUCUUUUUCGACGUCCAAGGUCCGCUACUUGAAUUUCUCAAGCACAGAACCAUUAACUCCGAUCUGUACUGUGAGACACUCCAAAGCCUACGCAGGUCCAUCAAGAACAAAAGACCAGGGCUGCUCACGGAAGGUGUGGUUCUGCUCCAUGAUAACGUGCGUCCACAAGUCUCCAGGGUCACACACGCGGAACUGGCCAAGUUCAAGUGGAAGCAGCUUGAGCAUCCACCCUACAGCCCGGACAUGUCGCCCUGCAAUUUUUGUGUGGUAGGUCCCCUGAAAAAACAUCUGAAAGGUAUGUGCUUCAACUCGGACGACGAACUCAAGGAUGCUGUGAAGGACUAG
This is a messenger RNA of Dermacentor silvarum, 936 nucleotides long. RefSeq names its product histone-lysine N-methyltransferase SETMAR-like. Gene Ontology annotation, molecular function: nucleic acid binding. The coding region runs from base 1 to 936 and encodes 311 amino acids. The transcript has a single exon. NCBI's taxonomy places the organism in Eukaryota, Metazoa, Arthropoda, Arachnida, Ixodida, Ixodidae. The record is from RefSeq and is a predicted model, not a curated record.